Messenger RNA from Cylindrotheca closterium, 2631 nucleotides. The record is from the annotation of a GenBank genome assembly. NCBI's taxonomy places the organism in Eukaryota, Bacillariophyta, Bacillariophyceae, Bacillariales, Bacillariaceae.
AUGGACGAAGGGAUGACAAGAGCAGCGGUGGAAUUUGUUAACGAAUUGGUGGACCUCGGGGUUCUCAGGGACAUCGGCAAAGGUCGCAAAGUUCUUACCAACGCACCGUUAUUCGUUGUCAGCAAGGACGGUCAGCCGGGGCAGUGGAGAGUCAUUGCCGACAUGCUACAUGGAGGCCAAAACGAUUGUGUUGGACAGGACCCCGCCUUCAUGCCCAGGAUCGCGCAUAUUGUUGACCAAAUGUACAGUGGAGGAUAUUCAGCAGUGGUCGACCUCUCCAAGUUCUUCUACAACUUCCCAACGCACGAGGACGAUCGUCCGUACCUUGGACUGUUGCAUCCACGCACCAAGGAACUCCUUGCUUACUAUGGCCUAGCAAUGGGAGCAGGGAACAGCCCAGCUAUUGCAUGCCGAAUUGGCCUUGCGUUCGUCCGCUUGGUCAAGGAAAAGUUCGCAGUGUUCAAAGGAGCGGCGAAGGCUAACUGCUAUUGGACUGGUCUACGGAAUAAUGGCUUUGACCCAAAAGUUGGAUACGGUUUUAUUCUUAUUGGACGUGACGGCGGCGCGGUACAUAUUUGGGUCUGGGUCAAUGACUUCCUCAUCCACGGACCCUCCCAUGAGAAGACGGCACAAGGCCUCCAGUUCUUCCUGGAUACGGCAGUGGAUUGUGGAUUCCUCUUUCACCCUAAGAAAUUGGUCCACCCGCAGCAAGUUGUCAAAUAUUGCGGUUUUCUGUUUGACACCACCGACGUUCCUUGCCUUCGGAUCCCGGAAGCCAAGCGUGACCGGGCUUUGGCUAUCUGUGAAUACAUGAUCCAGUCUCCCCUGCACAAAAAGUGGUCCCGUUUGGGCCUGGCAGUGGCAGUUGGAGUCUUGGAAUCCCUUACGGAAGCGACUCCCCGACGGCUGGGACACACUCAUCUCAAGGAGUUUCACACCUUGGUCCACCCACCGGGCCUGGGAAUUGGAGCGGAACCGUACUACACAACUACUGCCCUCAAUUCCCUAGUCCUGGACGAACUCAAAUGGUGGAGACAGUACCUGAUUAAGAGCGAGGGUCGCUACGUCCGGGGCCGCAGUGCAGCUACACUGUUAUGGAAAGAGUUGGCGACUCUGAAGGAGACGCUUUUACGGAUAAAAGAGAGCCCUCAUGCUCAUCAGGUUAUUGACUCUACGGUUUUCUACUUCACGGACAACUCGGGCGUCUACUGGAUUGCUACUACUGGAUCCUCUAAGAAUCGCACCCUCCACAAGUUGAUCAGUGAGAUCCGCCUACUUGAACUCGAACCAAAAUGCACCCUCCAAGUAAUCCACGUUCCUGGCAAGGUACUGAUCACCCAAGGUACUGAUGGCCUCAGUCGCGGCGUUUGGAUGUCUCACUUGCAGAACAUCAUGGACCCUGACCGCCUUGCCCAGGCUAUCUUCGACCCGGUUCCCUUUGACCCUGCUUUGGUUUGGGAAUCCCUUCCCUUCCUGUCACAUCAUGCCAGCCACUGGACCUUUCAACAUUGGAACCAACCAUGGGUCGCUGCCACCUGUUUCCAUCAAACCACUGUGUGGUGCCCACCUCCAGAGUUGGCUCGCCAACUUCUUACCUUCCUCCUCAACUCUUGGGUCGAGUGCCCGUACACUACGUCGGCUGUCCUCUUUGUCCCUCGUGUUUUGGAGGCCUCUUGGCGCCACAUGUCUUCCGGUUGGACAAGACUCCCAAUCUCGCCCCCUUGUGGCAUGCUGCCCAAGCCACAUUUACGCGCGGGCUGCCAGAUGGGUUUCCGUCCAAGGGAUCUUAAGUCACGACUGCAAUGCACCUUUGCUUUGUCCGGUUUUGGGAAAUUCCGUAGCUGUGGGGCCUGUUAUCAUCCUGGUUGCUUCCGUGCAGGAGAACCGUUCAAGACUCGUCGGCUCAGAGAUGAGGGCUUGGUGCUCCCAGCCCAGGCGGCCUGGCCCAACUUUGAAUUUGAUGUGACCAUUCUCCGGCCCACUCCCCUCGUGGAACCACCAUCCGGCCCUGAAAUUCCUCUCAUGUGGUGUCAAGAAUGGUACAGUCUUUGGCAGUCAAGGAAGAAAUAUGACCGUGAUGUCCAAACACCGAUCAGUUUUGGUACUAUCCGAGCCGUCCGGUCCGCUGUUUUUCAGUGGCUCUCAUUGGAUGCCAUCAAUUCCUCCCACGCUGCCUACAUGUCGGCAGACAAAAAGAUCGUCUACCAAUCCUGUCGCCCAACCGACAACUUGUCCUUUCAGUUGUUUGCAAAGGGGAUGGUAGCACGUUUGGGUGACCACACUCGCCCCUCGGUAGCCCUCUUGGAUCGCCAUGUUCGUUUCCUGGAUUCCGCCCUUGAUCAAAUGUUCUUGGACGCUGAGAACGCCUUCCAACGCCGCGAACUGUCUCUCGCGGGCCUUGCUAAUCUUACCCUUUGGCUCAGAUGGCUCCAAUCCUCAGAGUGCUUUGGUCUCAAUUGGGAGGACUGCUCCCUUGUGGAGCCUGCUGAUCAUGCAGUUGAAGAUCUUCCAACCAACUGCGGUAUAGUCACGUUUCGACUCAAUCCUGUCACCAAGUCAGACCGCGCCCGGACGGCUGACGUCAUUAUUGUUAGAAUAAAGCAAAAUGUGCUCUAUCGUGAGUGCUUUUAG